Poeciliopsis prolifica (blackstripe livebearer) is the source of this 4192-nucleotide messenger RNA. Its product is annotated as zinc finger protein 518A-like. Lineage: Eukaryota; Metazoa; Chordata; Actinopteri; Cyprinodontiformes; Poeciliidae. The transcript is spliced from 3 exons. The record is from RefSeq and is a predicted model, not a curated record. The coding region runs from base 113 to 2638 and encodes 841 amino acids.
GAAGCUAACGGCUAACGCUGCUCACGGGCUGGAGUCCCCGGAUGAAACCAUCAUGGCCGCCACUCGAUGAGCUGUCAAGCUCUCCACAAAAGAAAAAGAAACUAGAAGAAACAUGGAUGUUUGCACAGCCACCUCAACGGGCCACAGAAAACUGCGCGUCAGCAAGAAGAAUAGAAGCUGGCACAGACGGCUCCACCUCAGGAAAACUGUCGUUCAGCCCCCAGCUAUGCAAAGCCAAGAUAAGAAUGGGCCAAAGAAGAUAGCGAAGAAGUGGGAGCAGACCAGCGUGUGGCCUAAGGAGCCUCCCCGGGAAGCCCGCGUCACAAACGACGGCGGCAGUACGCUCAGGUUCCCCUGCUCUCAAUGCGGGGACAACUCGGAUUAUGCCCCCAAAGACCUGGUGAGGCACUUCAUGGAAAUGCACGGAGGCAGUCUGCCCGUUUUUUCCUGCCAUAUGUGCACUUUUAGCGCCCAUGAAUUUUCCUACCUUCAGGUUCACCUGCUAAGCCACAAAGACACUUUUUCUACCUGCAGCAUGUGCAACGACAACAUUCAACGCACCUGGCCUGAGUUUAGUGCACACCUGAGCAUGUACCACUGCUCGGACGGGAAGUAUUCAUGCGAAACGUGUAAGAAAUUCUCAACAUGUGACUUUCGGGUGUUUCUCGACCACAUAUAUAAGCAUAAUUUAACCGUUGAAGAUAAAGAAGUUGGUGGUCAGUUCUGCGGCGGCGAGGCGCCGGAGAAAUGGUUGAUCAAUAAGAGCGUUAAAACUGCUCAUGUUUGCCAGAAUGGCAACCAGAGGAAAGAUGGGAGGCGAAUUCAUUCCAUAGCAAUGACACCAAGUGAGCGGAUCCCCAGAGUGAAGACGAGGUUAACGAGAAGCACUGUCAGGGACACCUGCUGGUUGACGCAGGACUGUCUGUCGCUACCCGGGAAGGAGUUUCUGGAUAAAUACUGCCAUCUUUCUGACCCACAGACAACGUUAGAAGAGACUCAGCAGUUUUUGAUGCAAUCUGUCGCAGGGGAAACCGAUGACCAGAAGUGGACCAAGGCUCUCAAAUCCGUUCUGUCAAACGUCCCUCAGAAAAACUCAGAAAAUGGCAUCGUGCCCAACACGUCAGAUCUCGCCGUCCUCACGGUCAAGAACAAAAUAACGUUAGCUCAGAACGGUGCUGCUUACGCGAAAAGGUUGAAAAUGGCCUCCGCAGAUAAGGAGCCUACCUGUCCCCAAAGCGCCGAUAGCGACUCCUUGUGUGCAAGUGACCAGAAAGGAUUUAGUCCAAAUCUGAAAAACCAGGCGCUUUGUUUGACUGAAAACAAACCGCGCAGUGACUUCUCGUCGUCUGGUGCUGGAACACAGGAAAACCGUGAGAACCGCAAAUUAAAGACUGAUUCAGAGAUCCAGGAAAACAGUGAAAAACUGGAAGAGCCCAUAGACGACGUGGGCAAGUCGAGUGAUUUAAAGUUGCCGAAUGAGAGUGAGGGGAAGAUGAAAAGACCACGGUGGAGAAGAAAAGCUAGAUUUAAAAAAGUGCAAAGAAAACCAGAAGGAAAGGUUUUAAAGAUUGUCAUAAAGAAGAAUCUGGUGAAGGGGAAGCAGUGGGUGUCUCAAAGCUCUUCAUCUCCAAAACAUGUUGAGAUUGAUGGUCAUGUGGAGCCGCCGAUUCCUCAGCAAAACGCCAUCAAAGGUUCCCCGGCGGGCCUUCCUGAUCCUUCUAGACGAACUGCAAUCUGUGACUCUGUACAGCCAACAGAGGCUAAAGAUACGAGGAUGGAAAAUGAACAUCGAGAUGAUCUAGAGGAGUCGCAGGAUUUCUCAGACAGACGCGGAUCUGCUGAGGGAACAAGCGAGACGAAUUCCGUAGCUGCAUCAGUGACCAACGUGAGGACGCCGCACGAAGAGCCAGCGCUACAAAAAUCCAACGAGGAGACGGAGGAGAAGAGAAGUCCUGCGGCUUCUUCACCGCAUGGGAAGGCAAAUUUGGACUUGAGCCUUGAACGUCCUGCAGAGCAAAGUGAUCAAGGGUCAAAAUGCGAAGAGGCGUCCACAGAUUUCAGCCAGCAUCUCCUGAGCGGCGUCCAGUCACCUGGAGCUGAAGCGAGUCAGCGGGAGCCGUCAGCGGCGGUGGCGGCUAGGCCUCAGUGGCACCUGGUUCCGAAACAUCAGCCGAGAACGCUGAGGUUAGUCGCCGUAAAUCAGUCCCAGCCAGUCAAACGUCCGGCGGGAGACCAGCCCGUCGUUGUACUGAACCACCCAGACGCCGACAUCCCCCAGGUGGCACGCAUCAUGGAGGUCGUCAACAAGUACAGGCAGGUGCGGAGAGUCCUGCUCUCCCGGCACACUCUCAGGGCUCUAUCGGUUCUGAGCGGUGGCGGGGCUGCAGCGAUGACGAACAAUCUGAUGGACGAUCAGGGCAAGAACUCGGUGCAGGAGAGGUUCACCCUGAGGCUGAAGUUCCGCAGGGUGAGCAGGAAAAAGUACGAAAUUGUGGGCGUGGCGUCGCCGGGCCGGGACGCCUCGUCGAGGAUCUCCUGCUGGUUCUGCGGCCGGGUGUUUGCAAGCCAGGAAGAGAUGAUGCUCCACCGGCAGCGCCACCUGAUGGACUGGAGGAAGCCAAACUGUGAAAAGUCUUAAAUGUCACACACACUGGAUUGGGUGGGGAGAAGAAAAAUUAAAUCUGGAAAAAAACACUGCAAAAACGCAAAAUCUCACCAAAUAUUUUUGGUUUAGUUUCUUUUUUUAAAUAUUGUACUAUACUUUAAACAAGACAGAACUAACUAACAGUUAGUUUGAGUCAGUAAUUCCUUAAAGUUGAUAAAAAAAAGUGCUAGUUUCAUUUGCACUAUAUUAAGAUAUUAUGUACUUUAAACAAGCCUCUAUAUUUUGCUAAAAAGUCAGUUGUAAGUUAGUUUUGUCUUAUUUCAAGACCAUUAAGACAUUUGUACAAGAAACCAGAGCAAAAAUACUCUGUAAGAUUUUGUUUUUUGUAGUGAAAUUAUUGUUUUAGGUCUGUCUUGUGAUUAUUUUUAUUUUUAUUUUAUAAAUAAAUUGAUGAUGCUUCCUGGAAGGUUCACAUUCUCAGGGUAAACAUUUACCUUUUGUUUCUCUUCCAGUAAAGCUCAAUACAGAGAGUUUAGUUUAUUUUUGUGUCUCUUUUUGCCUCCAAAAAGGUUUUAUUUAAAGUGAUUUAGGUACACUGUCAUGUGGAUUUUAUAAAAACACUGUAAUCUGUUAAUUUGCCAUACCGUCUGUUUUUGGAAGCAGAUUAUGUACGGGUAGACUACGCAGUGUGGUAGCUGUCAUAUUUAUGUUAUUGGAGGCAGAAUGCUGUAAGUUACUCAAAUAUACCAAAUGUGUGUAUAAAAAUAACAAAAAAAGUACAAUAAGCUGUCUUAUUCAACAUUUAUUUAUCCUGCUUAGAUUUAGUCUUUUAAUGCUUCUUUUAUGCAUUAUUUCUAAGGAAUCUGUGUAUUUCUAAAUUCUUUUGUAUAAACUUUGAAUCAUGUUCAGAAAGUAUAUUAUUUACUGUGAGAGCUCUAUUUUUCAUGCAUGUAUGCAUGUGGGUGUUGAUAUCCCUGGUCACAAUUUUUAAUUAUUUUCUUCAAAAUUGAUUUAGAAAAGAGAAUAAAAAAGAUUUAACAGAUUAGAUUUUUGUUUUAUCUCUUGAAGAUUUGAGGUUUGAGGACUUGAAAUGAUGCUAAUUAUUGAAUUGCACUAUAAAAUGUAUUUUCCCACCCUUUACCUCACUUUUUUAGGCCUUAUCCUUUGACAAUCCUGCUGUGGCUCUUUGUUUCCCUAAUGUAGCCACUGUCCCUUAUUUAAAUGGGAAAUGUGUGCAAAAAUCCCUGUUUUCAAUGAUUUCUUUUUAAAUUUAUAUAUAUUAGCUUUGUAUAUAAUCCGCAAUAGGUACUGUAAAAAUAAAUAACCUGAGAAUAUUCACCAAGUGCCUGGAAAUUAUGACUAUGCAAUAAAACUGCAUGGGUGUGAUAGCAUUACGAAUGAAAUUUGCUGUUUUUGAGUGGCGAUGAUAUGAGUCGAAACAUUUUUAUUUAAAUUUUUACAGUAACUCUUGAAGUAAGAAGUCCAGCUCCCUUUUGCUGCAGCAACACUGUCUCAUUCCUCAUUGAUUUCAGUGGAUUGUUUCCUGACUGAGCAUGAAAAAUCCUAAUAAAACACAAGUUAAAAAUC